This is a messenger RNA of Dipodomys ordii (Ord's kangaroo rat), 9130 nucleotides long. It is a transcript of the gene Akap13, whose product is annotated as A kinase (PRKA) anchor protein 13. Lineage: Eukaryota; Metazoa; Chordata; Mammalia; Rodentia; Heteromyidae. The record is from RefSeq and is a predicted model, not a curated record. Gene Ontology annotation, biological process: positive regulation of canonical NF-kappaB signal transduction; adrenergic receptor signaling pathway; regulation of Rho protein signal transduction. The transcript has 37 exons. The coding region runs from base 7 to 8463 and encodes 2818 amino acids. Gene Ontology annotation, cellular component: membrane; actin cytoskeleton. Gene Ontology annotation, molecular function: guanyl-nucleotide exchange factor activity; MAP kinase scaffold activity.
UCGGUCAUGAAACUUACUCCACAGCAAGCUCCAUUAUAUGGUGAUUGUGUUGUUACGGUACUGCUUGCCGAGGAGGACAAAGUUGAAGAUGAUGUAGUGUUUUACUUGGUAUUUUCGGGUUCCACCCUCCAUCAUUAUACAAGUACUCGUAAAGUCAGCUCUGAUACGUUGGAGACCAUUGCUCCUGGUCAUGACUGCUGUGAGACAGUGAAGGUGCUGCUCUGUGCCUCCAAAGAGGGCCUUCCUGUGUUUGUAGUGGCAGAAGAAGACUUCCACUUUGUCCAGGAUGAGGCCUGCGAUGCUGCUCAGUUCCUGGCAGCCAGUGCUGGUGACCAGCAGGCUCUGAACUUCACUCGCUUUCUUGACCGGUCGGGACCCCCAUCUGGAGAUGUGAAUUCACUUGAUGAGAAGGUCGCUCUGGCGUUCAGACACCUAAAGUUGCCUGCAGAGUGGAAUGUCUUGGGGACAGAUCACAUGUUGCAUGAUGGUACCCCCCGGGAGACACUGAUGCAUUUUGCUGUACGGCUAGGACUGCUGCGGUUGACAUGGUUCCUGUUACAGAAACCAGGUGGCCGUGGAGCUCUAAGCAUCCACAAUCAGGAAGGGGCAACGCCUGUGAGCCUGGCCUUGGAGCGAGGUUAUCAUCAGCUGCACCAGCUCCUAACCGAGGAGAAUGCUGGAGAGCCAGACUCCUGGAGCAGUUUAUCCUAUGAAAUACCUUAUGGAGAUUGUUCUGUGAGGCAUCACCGAGAGUUGGACAUCUAUACAUUGACCUCCGAGUCUGAAUCGCAUGAGCCCACAUUUCCUGGAGAUAGUUGUACUGGACAUAUUUUUAAGCUUAUGAAUAUCCAACAGCAACUAAUGAAAACAAGCAUCAAGCAGAUGGACAAUCUCACACCCUUAGUGACAGCACAGGAUCCCUCUUGUCUGCCCAGUGCCCCAGAGACAGCCAGCCAGUUCCUCCCUUGUGCAUCAGAGUCCUCGGACAGCCGGCAGAUUUCUUCUCUUCCUGAAGAGACUGAGAGUACUCCCUGCUGCCAGGGAAGUCUUGCUGAGCAGAUUAAAAGUCCCCGUGAUUUGUCAACAGAGGCUGAGGAAGAGAAUUCAGACUGUUCUCACAGGAAGAAAAAUAAAGGUGUGGAGAAAACCAGGGGAAAGGUGGAGCCAGUACCUCUUGUGGACUCUGGAACUGUGUCUGAUCAAGACAGCCAUCUUCAGAGGCUGCCUGACUGUGGAGGAAAGGACACAGAAGACCUUUUGUCCUGUAGACCCAGACAUGAAGAAACUGGAACACAACUCUCUGGAGUGGCCACAGGACAGGAGUCUGUGAGUAACAGUGUGCAGCCGGGAGACACAGUGACAGAACUAGGUACAUCCCAGCAUUCCUCUGGAGGGGAACUGGCAGACGGUUCUGUGACAGAUGCCAGUGCUCCCGAGAGCACAAGACAAGCAGAACCGAGUCUCGUGAACCUAGCUGCCACCACCCAGAAUAAUAUGCUUCAGGCAGGAGAAGGUAUAGAGGAAAGAUUUGAGAACUCUCCUGUCAGCACAGUUAGAAGUGAGCUAGUGGAUAAAGAUGUUACAAACUGUUUCUCUGCCGCUAGUGUCCUCAGUGCCAACAAAUCUGCAGAGUCUCCACCUGCUUUGAGUUCUGGAGAAACCCCUGAUGAAAACACAGUGGGAACGGAAACUCUAAGAUGCUGUGGGGAGCUAGCUGAAAUAGUAAGAGAUCAAAACACUGUGGUGAUUCGAGCUGCUACAGAAGACAAGAUUUCCAGUGUGUCAGAACUUGACACUCCUCUGGCAGGCACGUGUGAGGUAAUGUCCCCCUGUGAUUUAACUUGCCCUGUGCUACAAACUGAUGCGAUGCUCCACCAGAAAUCAGAAGCUAAUUCAUCUCAUGCUCAAAGCCAAAACAGUCAGUCACCAGUUUGUUGUACAACUGGGGAUGAUAAACCUUGUUCAGACUCUGCGUGUCAGCAGAGCAUAGUGCCUUCUAGUGGUGAGUUGGUUGUACAGCAUUGUAGUGACUCAGCGAGACGGCCUGAAAUCUCAACCCAGCAGCCCAGCACACCUGAAACUACAACUGGGCAGCCCAGCACACAAGACUUGUGUACUUCAACCGGUCUGGAGGACUCACAAGCUGACCCCGUCCCUUCUGACCCUGUACGAGUUACCCAGGAAUGUGGGAAUUUUUGUCCUCUUGAAGUUUUAGGAAGAAAGGUCCAAGGAAAAGAUCUGAAACAAGAUACAUCUUUAAUGAAUUCGCCUGAGGUAGCUUCAUGUCUGCCUCUGGUUGUCUCUCAAACUGAGAAAGAACUGGUGCCAGACCAGACUGUGCCAUCAGACAGUGUUUUCUCUCUGGCAAGCAGUCCAGUUGGUGAAUCAGUAACCAAAGAUGACGCACUUUCCCUUGUCCCCUCCCAGAAAGAAAGGGGAACAGCAACUCUUGAACUCCAUAGGGCUGUGCCUUGCAGAGAAGGCCCGGACCAAGGGGAUUCAGAGGAGCCUGACGAACAGCUGCUAGAAGAUAGAGCAGCAAGUCCGCCCUCAUCACCUGCUGUUGGAGAGCUUCAGCCCAGCAUGGGCAAUACCAGUCCCACUGGCCUUGGUGAUGAGCACGAGGGGCCUGGCCACUCAGCAACUCCCGAGGCACUCACUGACCCUUCUCUGCUGAGUGUGGAGACAGCCACUUUGGCCUCUGAGUCAGUUUUGACUGAAGAAGAAAAAAAUCCGGUGGUUCCAGAAAGCGCUGCAGCUCAGGGACAAGACGAUGAGGACAAAGCAGUGACUCGUUCCUCUAUUAAGGAAGACACCCUUUCUUCAGAAACAUUGCAGGAAGAGCAGAGAAUCCCGCCUCUAGCCCAAGAGACAGCCAGGUUUGGUGAUCAACCUGUCUUAGCUGCCUGCACCGAGGACGCAGCACUGCAGCCCCACGAGUCACUGGACACACCCUCCGCCUGUCUUAAGACAGAAGCUACACACAACAAGGAAGAGGCCCCACAGGCCUCCCCACUGACUGAAGGUGGGGCCCCACUGAGCCUGGUGCCACCAGGACCAGGUCUGGCUGCAGACUCAAGGGAGGAAGUGUCGGGGGCAGAGCCCAGCAGUUCAUCGCCACAGCCAGGGCUGCUGCCAAGGGAGUCCAAGGCUGCACAUUGCGAUCCACCUCUUCCUCUGGAUGGUGAAGUGACGAACACCCAGGUCCCAGGGACCACCAGCACCUGUGAGGUGGGCAGAAAUGCGAUGGAGGAUGUGGUAGUGGUUAACACUUUGCAAAGUACUGCCGAGUCCCGAGGAAAGGAUCUGUCUCGCAACACUGAAGACAACUCGGUUUCAGAAGUUUCAGUGAGCCGAGAGAAGAAUAUGAUUGUCAGUCUGCCAGGAGCUCUGCCAGACAAAGGUGGGAUCGGCUUUCAGGGAGCUGCAGCCCCAGAGACUGUACCCUUCGAUCAAAAGAGAGGGAGGCAGGAGGGAGACCACAGCUGUUCCAUGGCUGACUCCAAGGAGGCUCACAGGGAUGAUGGAACAUUGCCACCUUUUGCCAAGGAGCCCCCUACAGACACAGGGCUCCUAGUUCUUGAUGACAAGACCCUAGGGGGCAUGAGACAAGUCACACAGGCCUCAGCACCUGGUGAGGAAAGGAGUAAUCUCUCUCUACCUGGCAUGGUUUCAGUUGUACCUAAGGGAGCAGACUCGAUAGAAGAGGCUGCCAGUCGUUUAGUGGAGGCGGUCAUCGAGCGUGUCAAAGCCUCUGGAGCAUUGGUGACUGGAGGGGAAGUGUGUCACAUAUCAUCACUGUCCAGUUCUGAGUUGGGCCCUCGGACCGAACAGCCAGAGAAUGCUUCUGUAGACAAAGCGAGUGCUUUUCCACUUGGAGAGACCCUUCAAAUAGCCAGUACCGGAGAAGCCACCAGCAGCCUGAAAGGAUGUUUUGAUAGAAGAGAGGAGCCAGAGAAAAUUACUCUGCUUGUCAAAGAACCUGAGCCAGCAACAGAAAUGCCAGGUACUAAAGCUGAAGAUGAAGUGGAUUUUCUGAGUCCGACAAGAGCAAGUUCAGUUUCUGAAGAGGCAACUGUUGGGAAUGGAGCUGCUGCCCCUCAGAUGAAACCAGGCCCGGAGUCCCCGACGAUAAAUCGAGAAAGUUGGUGUUCCAUAGAGCCAUGUCCUGGUGCAGCGUCACUCUUGGCUUCCAAACAGAGCACAGAGUGUGAGAACUUCUUGGCUGUCGGGCUGGGCGGGGAGUGUGCCUCAAAACAAGCUGUACUUCAAAGAGAAUCUGAGAGUGACACUGACCUCUUCCAUUCGCCCAGUGAUGAGAUGGACAGCAUCAUCUUCUCAAAGCCUGAGGAAGAGCAGUUGGUUUGUGAUAUCAUGGGGUCCAGUUCUUCCACGGAUGACACAGCUUCUCUGGAUCGACACUCUUCUCAUGGCAGUGAUGGGUCCCUCCCUCCAGCCUCAAAGCUCAACAAGCCCAGAGAUCAUCAAAGCCCCAAUGGCUUCUACAGCCCUGGGAUGGGAAUGGAGGGUCGAGAGAGUGAGAGUGAGCCUACGGGCUCAGGUGACGUGGAAGAGGAGGAGAUGGACAGCAUCACAGAAGUGCCUGCCAACUGCUCCAUCCUGAGGAGCUCCAUGCGCUCCCUGUCCCCGUUCCGGAGGCACAGCUGGGGUCCUGGGAAGAACGCUGCCAGCGAUGCAGAAAUGAACCAGCGCAGUUCAAUGCGAGUUCUUGGGGAUGUGGUCAGGAGACCUCCCAUUCAUAGAAGAAGUAUGAGCUGGUGUCCCUCUGGUGUACAAUAUUCUGCUGCCCCGAGUGCUGACUUUAAUUACAGAAGUUUCAGUCUGGAAGGCUUGACAGGAGGAGAUGGUGUUGGGAACAAGCCAUCUUCAUCUCUAGAAGUAAACUCUGCCAACUCCAAAGAUCUUAGACACCCUUUUGGUAUUGAGGAGCGGCGUGACUCUCUGGUAUCGCUUUCUGAAGAGAAUCUGGAAUCAAACCAACGAGAACAUAGGAUAUUUGAUCAGCAGACAUAUCACAGAUCUAAGCAACAGAGAUUUAAUUACUGUACAUCAGCCAUUUCUUCUCCAUUGACCAAAUCCAUCUCAUUAAUGACAAUCAGCCAUCCUGGACUGGACAAUUCGCGGUCCUUCCACAACACCAGUGCUAACCUGGCCGAGAGUAUAACAGAAGAAAACUACAAUUUCCUGCCACCAAGCCUCACCAAGAAAGAUUUUGAAGGGAAGAGUGGAACCAAAGUUAGUCGUACCUUCAGCUAUAUCAAGAAUAAAAUGUCCAGCAGUAAGAAGAGCAAAGAAAAGGAGAAGGAGAAAGAUAAAAUUAAGGAGAAAGAGAAAGAUUCUAAAGAAAAGGAGAAAGAUAAGAAGCCUCUCAACGGACAUACUUUCAGUUCCAUUCCUAUUGUUGGUCCCAUCAGCUGUAGCCAAUGUAUGAAGCCUUUUACCAACAAAGACGCCUACACUUGUGCAAAUUGCAGUGCUUUUGUCCACAAAGGCUGCAGAGAAAGUCUGGCUUCCUGUGCGAAGGUCAAAAUGAAGCAGCCCAAAGGGACCCUCCAGGCACAUGACACGUCGUCACUGCCCACCGUCAUCAUGAGGAACAAGCCCUCACAGCCCAAGGAACGUCCUAGAUCUGCGGUCCUUCUAGCGGGUGACGCCUCUGCUGCCCCAGUGUUUGCCAACAGGCGAUCCCAGCAGAGCGUCUCACUGUCCAAAAGUGUCUCCAUACAGAACAUUACUGGAGUCGGCAAUGAUGAGAACAUGUCAAACACCUGGAAAUUCCUGUCUCAUUCAACAGAUUCACUGAAUAAAAUCUGCAAAGUGAACGAGUCCACAGAGUCACUCACUGACGAAGGAGUAGGCACAGACAUGAAUGAAGGACAGCUAAUGGGAGACUUUGAGACUGAUUCCAAGCAGCUAGAAGCUGAGUCCUGGAGUCAGAUUGUGGACAGCAAGUUUCUGAAACAACAGAAGAAAGACAUCGUCAAACAACAAGAAGUAAUUUACGAACUGAUGCAGACUGAGUUCCAUCACAUCCGCACGCUCAAGAUCAUGAGUGACGUGUACAGCCGGGGGAUGAUGACAGAGCUGCUUUUUGAGCAGCAGAUGGUGGACAAGCUGUUCCCCUGUUUGGACGAGCUCAUCAGUAUCCAUAGCCAGUUCCUUCAGAGGAUCCUGGAGCGGAAGAAGGAAUCUCUGGUGGAUAAAAGUGAAAAGAACUUUCUUAUCAAGAGGAUAGGGGAUGUGCUUAUAAAUCAGUUUUCGGGUGAGAAUGCGGAACGCUUAAAGAAGGUAUAUGGCAAGUUUUGUGGCCAGCACAACCAGUCUGUGAACUAUUUCAAAGACCUUUGCACAAAGGAUAAGCGCUUCCAGGCUUUUGUAAAGAAGAAGAUGGGCAGUUCGUUGGUGAGGAGACUUGGAAUCCCAGAGUGCAUCUUACUUGUAACCCAGAGAAUCACCAAAUAUCCAGUUUUAUUCCAAAGAAUAUUACAGUGCACCAAAGACAAUGAAGUGGAACGUGAAGAUCUAGCUCAGUCCUUGAGCCUGGUGAAGGAUGUGAUUGGAGCUGUAGACAGCAAAGUAGCAAGUUAUGAGAAGAAGGUACGUCUCAGUGAGAUUUACACGAAGACAGACAGCAAGUCGAUCAUGAGGAUGAAGAGUGGGCAGAUGUUUGCGAAGGAGGACUUGAAAAGGAAGAAGCUGGUACGUGACGGGAGUGUGUUUCUGAAGAGUGUCACAGGAAGGCUGAAAGAGGUGCAAGCGGUUCUGCUCUCUGACAUUUUGGUUUUCCUUCAAGAAAAGGACCAGAAAUACAUCUUCGCAUCAUUGGACCAGAAAUCAACGGUGAUCUCUUUAAAGAAGCUGAUAGUCAGAGAAGUGGCACAUGAGGAGAAAGGUCUGUUCCUAAUUAGUAUGGGGGUGAAAGAUCCAGAGAUGGUGGAGGUCCACGCCAGCUCCAAAGAGGAGCGGAACAGCUGGAUUCAGAUCAUCCAGGAUACAAUCAACACCCUGAAUAGAGAUGAAGAUGAAGGAAUUCCUAGUGAGAAUGAGGAAGAAAAGAAAAUGUUAGACACCAAAGCCCGGGAGUUAAAAGAGCAACUUCAGCAGAAGGACCAGCAGAUCCUCCUCCUGCUGGAAGAGAAGGAGAUGAUUUUUCGAGACAUGAGCGAGUGCAGUACUCCCUUGCCAGAGGCUUGUUCCCCAACUCACAGCCCUAGAGCCCUCUUCCGAGCCAACACCGAGGAGGCCCCCAAAGGAGGACCUUUGAUGAAAAGUGCAAUAAGCGAGGUGGAGAUCCUUCAGGGUUUGGUGAGUGGAAGUCUAGGAGGCACACUCGGGCAGGCUGCCAGCAGCCCUGCUGAGCAGGAAGCUACGGUUGGCCCCAUUUCCUUGCCCCGGAGAGCAGAGACCUUUGGAGGAUUUGACAGCCACCAGAUGAACGCUUCCAAAGGAGGUGAGAAGGAAGAUGAUGAUGGCCAAGAUCUGAGGAGAGCAGAGUCGGAUAGUGGUCUGAAAAAGGGCGGAAAUGCUAACCUUGUAUUUAUGCUUAAGAGAAACAGCGAGCAGGUUGUCCAAAGCAUCGUCCAUCUCCAUGAGCUCCUGAGCACUCUGCAGGGUGUGGUGCUCCAGCAGGACAGCUACAUCGAGGACCAGAGGCUGGUGCUGAGCGAGCGGGUGCUCACCAGGAGCUUGUCACGGCCCAGCUCGCUCAUUGAGCAGGAGAAGCAGCGCAGCCUGGAGAAGCAGCGCCAGGACCUGGCUAACCUGCAGCGGCAGCAGGCGCAGCACCUGGAGGAGAAGCGCAGGCGUGAGCGGGAGUGGGAGGCCCGGGAGCGGGAGCUGCGGGAGCGCGAGGCGCGGCUGGCCGAGCGCGAGGAGAAGGUGCAGCUGGGACAGCAGAACCUGGAGAGGGACCGGGAGGAGCUCCGGCACAAGAAGGGCACCUACCAGAGCGACCUGGAGAGGCUGCGUGCUGCACAGAGGCAGCUGGAGCGGGAGCAGGAGCAGCUGCGGAGGCGGGAGGCAGAGCUGCUCAGCCAGAGACAGCUGGAGCCGGACCUUUGUCAGGUGCCCCAUCCACACAGCAAGCUGAUGCGCAUCCCAUCCUUCUUCCCCAAUCCCGAGGAGCACCCCCUGCCCUCUGCCCCCUUGGCCACCAAAUCAGGAUCCCUGGACUCGGACCUCUCGAUCUCCCCCAAAAGGAACAGCCUCUCUCGGACACACAAAGACAAGGGGCCUUUUCACAUACUGAGCUCCCCGGGCCAGCCUAGCAAGGGCCCCGAAGGGCAGGCCCAGGCCCCCUCAAGCGCCACCACCCGCCUCUUCGGAUUAACUAAGCCAAAGGAAAAGAAGGAGAAAAAGAAGAAGAGCAAAGGAAGCCGCUCCCAGCCUGGUGAUGGUCCCGCAUCGGAAGUGUCGGCGGAGGGGGAGGAGAUCUUCUGCUGACCUGGCUCCUGAGCCCCGGCUGUGCCACCUGCUUCGCCUGCCGCCCUUGCGCACAAGUCUCUUACACUGGACGUCCACGGCUCCGCGUCCAGUCCUCGGCGAGGCGCGUUGUGUGCAGGUUAGGGUGGAAAGGCACAGAUGCCAUCCGGCCAUGGCCUGUGACUAAUCAGGGCUCAGCGGGGCUGGUCCUGCGCAGGAUGUCGCCCGGAAAGCAGCGCCCCUGAAGUACAGGCGCAGGUUAGGAUGCAAGCCAGCAGCCGCCACAGGGUGAAAGAGAGGGUCCAAAUGCCACCGAAACUCUGCCCACCUUAUAUUGUUUGGGGGGACAGAACUGGAGUCAGGGAGCAGGUACUGCAGAUUGUACACGCACAUGGGGUCUGGCGAUCUCAGUCAUGAGAGUAGCUUGGGCUCAGCCUGGUGGCUUGUGGACAUUCUGUCCUUCACUCUGUGGUCCUCCAAGAUUGGGUCCCCUUGGCACACUUCUCCCCCUUUUGUAUCCACUUCUCAAUUCAUUUCAGAGGCAAUGACAGACAUUUGUGAAACCAGUGAGAGAAGGUUUGAAAGCGUGUAAUCAGUCCCCCUUAGUCUGUGUCCUGGCUUAACUUAGAACAUCAGGUUCAGAAAAAAUGGACUGCUGCCUGCAUAUGCGUGGUUCCAGACACAGGAA